ACCCCUACAUCCAACUUUAACAACACACAUUAUCUCUCCCCUUUUGUUUUCUCAUUUGUGAGAAAGAGAGAAAUAAAGAUGAAGAUCAACAAGUUUGAUACUAGUUUAAUUAGUUUAAUUAGUAGCAAUAAACUUGAGAGUUUUCUUUCAUGCAACAUAAUAGCUCGUCUUCGCCAGUCCACAAAGGGUCUGACUAGGUUGUCUUUUCGCCUUUUAGUCCUUGAACUCAACCCUUUUUGGAUCCAACUUGCCUAUUUUGUAAUCUUAUCUUUUUUUGGUUAUGUGGCUCUCAAAAUCUCUAAACCAAGAACUUCUUUGAAACCCAAAGACCUUGAUCUUUUCCUUACAUCCGUGUCUUCCGCCACGGUUUCGAGCAUGGGAACGGUGGAAAUGGAGGUCUUCUCCAACACUCAGCUUGUUAUCAUGACCAUUUUGAUGCUAACAGGUGGUGAGGUCUUCGUUUCUAUGCUCGGAAUUCAACUCUCAAGAUUCAAGCUCACCAAAAGUAGUGGUGGCAUAGUUGAAGCCUCCGAUCUUAGUAGUACUAGUACUGCUGAUCAUCAAAUGAUUGAGUUGAGUUCUGUUCCUACUCCAAUAAAAGAGAAUAAGAAUCUAGAUAUUGAAAUCCAAAAAGACAACAAAAAUUCCAUGCCCAUAGAUGGUAUGACAAAGUACAAUUCUAUCAAAUGUUUAGGCUAUGUGGUUUUGGGUUAUAUGUUGGUGGUCCAUAUAUUUGGUUACACUUUAGUUACCAUGUAUACAACCUUGGUACCAUCUGCUAAUCAAGUUCUCAAAAACAAAGCCAUCGAAAUACCAACAUUUGCAGUCUUUACAGUAGUAUCUACAUUUGCAAACUGCGGUUUCGUCCCCACCAACGAAAACAUGAUUGUUUUCAAGAAGAAUUCAGGGCUUUUGCUUAUCCUAAUUCCUCAAAUCCUCGUUGGUAACACUUUGUAUCCAAGUUGCCUUCGGUUUUCGAUAUGGUUUUUGUGGAAAACAACAAAGAGAAAGGAGUUCGAUUACAUGUUGAGAAACUACGAAGAGAUGGGAUAUAGUUCUUUGCUAUCUGCUGUUCAUUCUUCUCUUCUUGCAGUGACCGUGUUCGGUUUCAUGUUAGUGCAGUUCGUACUGUUCUGUGCUCUGGAAUGGAACUCGGAAAUCAUGGAUGGUCUGAAUCCUUACCAGAAAUUGAUGGCUUCCUUGUUUGAGAUAACGAAUUCGAGACAUACAGGCGAAUCGGUCUUCGAUCUCUCCACUAUUACUCCAGCGAUUUUGGUGCUCUUCGUUGUAAUGAUGUAUCUCCCACCACAUACAUCAUUUUUUAGCACAGAGGAUCAAAACAAGUUAUCAAAAAACAGAAGACAAAACCACUCUCCCUCAGAGAGGAAAAGUUUCGUUGAGUGUAUGGUAUUCUCACCACUCUCUUAUAUAUCUAUCUUUGUAAUUCUCAUCUGUAUCACAGAGAGAGCAAAGAUGAAGAAAGAUCCACUCAAUUUCAAUGUAUUGAACAUCGUUAUUGAAGUAGUAAGCGCAUAUGGAAAUGUUGGGUUUUCAACCGGUUACAGCUGCAAACGACAAUUGCAACCCGAGAGUGAUUGCAUAGACAAAUGGUAUGGCUUUGCUGGUAGGUGGAGUGCAAAGGGAAAGUCUAUUCUCAUUCUUGUGAUGCUUUUUGGAAGGCUAAAGAAGUUCACCUUACAAGGGGGUAAAGCUUGGGUACUAUCAUGAAAGAUCUUUAAUUGUCUUGUUCAUAUGAACAAUAAUGCGUCAUAAUCUUCUUUUGGUUUUUGGCGAAUGUAGCCUAUCUUAAUCUUGUUCAUAGGAGAAAAGUCUUCUAAAACUUGUACAUAGGACGAGCGUAAGUCUGUUAGAUAUGAAUGUCAAUAUAAGCUAACUUUUAAGCUAUGAUACCAUCGAGUUGGAAUGCAAUAUCGUUUGUUGACUUCAAGCAAAUUCUGUAAGAUAUUUGCAAAGUGAACCUAUGAAGCCUUUGAAAAAAUAUUAAUGAAGUAAAAAAUGUAGACCUUAGAGGGAAUUUCAGAAAAAGAAUGACUAGGCUACAAUAGUUGGUAAAACGUGGUAAGAAUGUGGAGUACUGAAUGUUGCUACAACAGGUUUCAAACUCUUAAGUAUGACAAUGAAACACAAAUAAGAGUAUAGAUGUAAUUAGGUUGA
Messenger RNA from Ziziphus jujuba (common jujube), 2175 nucleotides. Its product is annotated as sodium transporter HKT1. Gene Ontology annotation, cellular component: plasma membrane. NCBI's taxonomy places the organism in Eukaryota, Viridiplantae, Streptophyta, Magnoliopsida, Rosales, Rhamnaceae. The coding region runs from base 79 to 1728 and encodes 549 amino acids. The transcript is spliced from 3 exons. Gene Ontology annotation, molecular function: sodium ion transmembrane transporter activity. Gene Ontology annotation, biological process: transmembrane transport; monoatomic cation transport. The record is from RefSeq and is a predicted model, not a curated record.